AUGACGUUCGGCUGCCCCUUGGAUUGGAGCUCAUGGAACAGAUUAUUGUUUUGUUUACAUGAUGGAAAAUGUGAGGUUAGUUUGUUUGUUUUUGUGGAAGAGAAGGGUGUGGAGGCGACGGUGGAUGGAGUGCUGGGAGGGUAUGGGCAUGUGAAUAAACCUGAUAUAGAAGGUAGUGAGGCAUUCUUGAACUUGAUUUUGGCUGAAAGAUUUCCUGAUGCUGGCAGUGAAAGACGUCUUAAUACUCUUGAUUGUGGCUCCGGGAUUGGAAGGGUCACCAAGAAUCUUCUUAUAAGAUAUUUUAAUGAGGUUGACCUUCUCGAGCCUGUUUCUCAUUUUCUAGAUACUGCUCGGGAAAAUUUGUCCCCAGAAAACUUGAUGGUCACAGGGGAUCAUAAGGCUGUCAACUUCUUCUGUGUUCCUCUUCAGGAAUUUACUCCAGAGGCAGCAAGGUAUGACAUUAUAUGGAUCCAAUGGUGUAUUGGGCAUCUUUCAGAUGAUGACCUUAUGUCAUUCUUCGAUAGAGCCAAGGGUGGUCUCAGACCUGGUGGGCUGUUUAUUUUGAAGGAGAACAUUGCAAGAAAUGGUUUCGUGUUGGAUAGUCAAGACAAGAGCAUUACGAGAUCCGACUUGUACUUCAAGCAGCUCUUCAAACAAUGUGGUCUACACAUUCUCAAGACCUGGCAUCAUCAGAUAAGAGUGAAGGGAUGAAGAUACCAUUUCUCAAGAGUUUUUACCAGAUAUUAAUAUUUAAAACUCCAUUAAUUCUGUGUGCUUCGUUCACUCAUAUCGUCCACAUUUCCAGUUCACAAUAUUCAGUUUUGGAGAAGCUCCAAGAAAAUUGGGAAAUCUUUGUUCAAA
Molecule: messenger RNA, 861 nt
Organism: Salvia miltiorrhiza (redroot sage)
Lineage: Eukaryota; Viridiplantae; Streptophyta; Magnoliopsida; Lamiales; Lamiaceae
Product: alpha N-terminal protein methyltransferase 1-like
Exons: 7
Coding region: 1-711 (236 amino acids)
Biological process (GO): N-terminal protein amino acid methylation
Cellular component (GO): cytoplasm
Molecular function (GO): methyltransferase activity
Source: RefSeq, a predicted model, not a curated record